AUAACAUCUACCGCCGAUUGCUGAUUGUACAACAUUGUGUUAGUAUAAAGCAUUAACUAUAGUUAUCGUUUUUUUCAUAGUACAUAUUUGUGCAUUAAUAUUUGGUAUCAUUCUUACAAAAAUCUGCAGACGUCGGUUUUAAUGUUAUUUUCAAACUAUAUUGAGCUAUUAUGCUCUGAUGUAUUAUACAUACCAAUCUAUUUCAUCAAAUAUUGCUUGUAAUUUGUAUUAUCGAAAAAUUAAACUCGAGUGGAUAUUCUUAAAUAUAUCAAUAUAACACAUCUUUGUUUUAAAUAUGAAAAUAUUUGGUGUUUUCUCAUUACUUUUUGGUCUCGUACAUGGUACAGAUGAUAUUUUACAAUUAAGCCAAGGAAAAAUACGAGGAAGUAUUUUGAAUUCAAGAAAUGGAAGAGAAUUCAACGCAUUUCAGGGAAUACCCUAUGCCAAACCACCCGUUAGAGAUCUUAGAUUUGAGGAUCCAGAACCAGCUGAUCCAUGGACAGGUAUUUUUAAUGCUACUACUGAGCCACAAGUGUGUAUUCAGAAGAAUUUAUUCUAUUAUAAAGAAGCCGAUAAUGUCGUCGGCGUAGAGGAUUGUCUAUAUCUAAACGUGUAUACACCUAAGAUUCCGAAAAAUGGUGAACAAAAAUUGCUUCCCGUUAUGUUUUGGAUAGCUGUAGGUGGUUAUUUUGCAGAUGGCGGAAGUUUGAGUUUGUACGGUCCUCAAUAUUUGUUAGACAAGGAUAUCGUUCUCGUUACCAUAAAUUACAGACUUGGAGCUCUCGGCUUUUUAAGUACGGAAGACGAAGUUUUACCAGGUAAUUAUGGUAUGAAAGAUCAAGUCUUAGCAUUGAAAUGGGUCAAAAAUAAUAUUGACAAAUUUGGUGGGGAUCCCAAAAAAGUAACAUUGUUUGGUCGAAGCGCUGGUGUUGGAUUACAUAUUUUGUCACCUAUGAGCAAAGGAUUGUUUCAUAAAGCAAUUAUGGCUAGUGGAACGCCAUUAAACUUAUGGGGUGUAUCUCCACCUGGCUGGGCUAGACGAAGAGCUUCUGCCAUAUCAACUUUUUCUGGAUGUCCCGUGGAGCCAAAAAAAAUGGUUCAGUGUUUAAAACAAGUGCCUGUGAACGUAUUAGUGGAUUUAUACAACAGUAUUUUUGAGUGGAGAAAUUAUCCGGUAAUUAAUUUAAUACCUGUGGUUGAAAACUGUGUUGGUCAAAAAGAAUCAUUUUUGUGCAAAUAUCCUCUGCUUGACUUUAAACAAGAAUCCAAAGUUCCAGUACUAAUAGGAAUGAACUCUGGAGAAGGUGGUAUUUUUGCUUCUCGAAUGUAUAACGAGACUAAUCUUGUGUAUACAGAGUUCUUAGAUGAUUUUGAUCAUUAUAUAUCAUCAUUGUUGCAGUAUAGAUAUACGACAAAGUAUUCAGAUAUUUCAGUAAUUGGGGACAAGAUAUUUGAACGAUACUUUCCUGAUGGUACCUUUGAAGAUCCUUUGAAUGCUGUUAAAAUGUUUUCAAGUGGACUGAUUUUACAUGGUGUUUUUAAAAUGGCAAUUGAGCUGUCGUCAUCAGUUUAUUAUUACAUUUACGAUCAUUUGAAUUAUGUAUCUUAUAAUUCGUUUUAUGGACCAUAUCCAUUUCCAAAAAAAUUAGGUGUAACUCACGCCGACGAUACGACAAGUCUAUUCUUAAGAGCAGGAUUGGGAGACUUACAAGGAGAGGACCUACGUGUUUCAAUUCUGAUGGUUAAUAUAUGGACAAAUUUCGCUACUAAAGACAUUCUCACUAUUGACGGCACCGAUAAUGGAGAAAAAUGGCCAACAUUUGAUACCAAUAAAUAUGAAUUUAUUUUAAUAAAUUCAAGUCGCCCUAUAAAAUGUGAGAGACCGUACGUAGAAGAAUACGAAUUUUGGAAUAAUUUGCCACUAUUGUCUGGAUUGAAUUACGAUUAUAAACUGUUUGACGAUACGACUGAUACGACUAUACGAGUACUGUUAGCGAACACACUUAAUAAAAAUGAAAGUAUAGACUAUUCCCCCAGCGUCAGUGCAUGCUGCAUGUCUCUUAUUAUUGCUACUACAACCAGCUACAGCGUACAGAGAUUUGUAAACUUAAUUCAGUUACUUGGUGCAAUAGUGAAUACAGCAAGUACUAUGGAAAAAUGUAUUAUUUUUACAUUAUUUUUCGGGUUUGUAUUUGGCGUGGAAGAAGUGUUACAUAUAGACCAAGGAAAAUUGACUGGUAGUAGCCUGAGGUCAAGAAAUGGACGAGAAUUCAAAGCAUUUCAGGGAAUACCCUAUGCCAAGUCACCUACCGGGGAUCUUAGGUUUAAGGAUCCAGUACCAGCAGAUCCGUGGAUAGGUAUUUUAAAUGCUACUACCGAGCCACAAGUGUGUAUUCAGAAGAACUUGUUUUAUUAUCAACAAGCGGAUAUCCUUGUCGGUGCAGAGGACUGUCUAUAUCUCAAUGUGUACACUCCAAAAAUACCAAAAAAAGGCGAUCGAGAACUGCUUCCAGUCAUGUUUUGGAUUGCCGGUGGAGGUUAUUUUUCGGGUUCGGGAGGUUUAAGUUUAUACGGUCCCCAUUAUUUGUUAGACAAGGAUAUAGUUCUAGUUACCCUUAAUUACAGACUUGGAAUUCUCGGUUUUUUAAGUACUGAAAACGAUGACUUACCCGGUAAUUAUGGUAUGAAAGACCAAGUUUUAGCACUAAAGUGGGUCCAAAAAAAUAUUGGUAAAUUUGGUGGAGACCCAAAAAAAGUUACAUUAUUUGGGCAAAGUGCUGGAAGUGCUUCUGUUGGUUUACAUUUGUUAUCACCAAUGAGCAAAGGGUUGUUCCACAAAGCAAUCAUGGAAAGUGCAUCACCAUUAAACCUUUGGAGUGUAUCACCACCAGGAUGGGCAAAACGAAGGGCUUUAGCUGUAUCAACUAUUGCUGGAUGCUCUCUAGACCCAAAACAAAUGAUUAAAUGUUUAAAAGAAGUACCUGCGAACGUUUUAGUGAACUUAUAUAACAGUUUUUUUGAGUGGAGAAAUUAUCCGAUAAUUAAUUUCAUGCCUGUUGCUGAAAAUUGUAAUAAGAAAAAAGAAUCGUUUUUAUGUAAAUAUCCUUUACUGGACUUUGAACAAAUAUCGAAAGUUCCAGUUUUAAUGGGAAUGAACUCUGGAGAGGGUGGUCUUUUUGCUUCUAGAAUGUAUAACGCAACUGAUCUUGUGUAUACUGAAUUGAAAGAAGAUUUUGAUCAUUACGUAUCGUCAUUUUUAGAGUAUAGGUAUACGACAAAGUAUUCAGAUAUUCCAAUAAUUGGUGACAAGAUAUUUGAAAGAUAUUUCCCAGACGGUACUUUGAAGGAUCCAUUGAAUGCUGUCAAAAUGAUUUCUGGUGGUCUAUUUUUACACGGUAUCUUUAAAAUGGCAAUCAAGUUAUCACGACCGGUGUAUUAUUACUUAUACGAUCAUUUGAACUAUGUAUCGUUUAAUUCGGUAUAUGGACCGUAUCCAUUUCCAAAAAAAUUAGGGGUAACGCACGCUGACGAAGUAACCAGUUUAUUUUAUACAACUGAACGUGGCGACCUACAGGGAGAGGACCUCAGUGUAUCAAAUCUUAUGGUGGACAUAUGGACAAAUUUCGCACGCACCGACGUUAUGACCAUUGACGGUAAAGUAAAUGGAGAAAAAUGGCCUACAUUUGAUAUCGAAAAAUAUGAAUUUGUUUUGAUCAAUACAAGUAUUCCCUUGAUUAAGGAGAAACCAUACGUUGACGAGUAUGAGUUUUGGAAUAGUUUGCCACUUUUAUCUGGAUUGAACGAAGACCAAGGAUCAGUUAAAAAUGAACAUUGAUUACGUAUUUAUUCUCAAAUGAAUAAAUUAAACAUAUAAUUAGGAUAGUUUGGGUACCUUGGUAUUAAAUUAUUUGUUCCUUGGAUGAGGAAUAUGAUGUAGAAAUAAUGUAUUAAUCUAUUAUCAUAUAAACUCAUUGUGAUAGUUUGUAUAGAUUGCUUAUGUCAAAUAAAAGUAUAAAAAAUAAUCUAUGAAUAGGUAACUAAUUUAUUGUUUUAAUAAAUUUUUGACUGUGUUGAUAUUA
Messenger RNA from Metopolophium dirhodum (rose-grain aphid), 4079 nucleotides. RefSeq lists its product as uncharacterized. The record is from RefSeq and is a predicted model, not a curated record. Lineage: Eukaryota; Metazoa; Arthropoda; Insecta; Hemiptera; Aphididae. The coding region runs from base 296 to 3835 and encodes 1179 amino acids. The transcript has 22 exons.